AUGGCCACCGGCAAUGGCAGCGACAUGCACGUCCGGGUUGUGAGCCGGCGCCUCGUGCAGGCCUCCGACGAGUCCAUCCACCCGCGCGUCCUCCCCGUCUCCAACCUCGACCUCGUCCCGCAGACCAUCCACAUCUCCAUGCUCUGCCUCUACCCCAAGCCGUCCGCGGGGGGUUUCCACGACGCCGUCGCCGCGUUCGCCGCCGGCCUGCCGUCGUUGCUCAACCACUACUACCCGCUCGCCGGCUGCAUCGCCGUCGACGCUUGCUCGGGCCUCCCCGAGGUGCACUGCAACAACCAUGGCGCGGAGCUCGUCGUCGGCGAGGCCGACGUGGCCCUCGCGAGCCUAGGCUACGCGACGGCCGGCACGUCGAUAGGUAAGGCCAUCCAGGUGCCGUACGCCGACGACGUGGCGCUCUCGGUGCAGGCGGUGGCGUUCGCCUGCGGCGGGUUCGCCGUUGGGUGGUGCACCAACCAUGUGCUCGUCGACGGGUGCGGCCUGAGCAUGCGCGUCAGCGCGUGGUCCGAGCUCGCGCGGUCAGGGAAGCUGUCGCCGGCGUCGUGGCCGAACCACGACCGCUCCGUGUUCCGGCCGCGCGCUCCGCCGUCGUACAGCGCGUCGCUCGACGAGGCGUUCACGCCGUUGGUCGGCGAGCGCCAGGUCAACGUGCUGACGAGUGAGCAGUGUUAG
Molecule: messenger RNA, 690 nt
Organism: Oryza brachyantha (malo sina)
Lineage: Eukaryota; Viridiplantae; Streptophyta; Magnoliopsida; Poales; Poaceae
Product: coniferyl alcohol acyltransferase-like
Exons: 1
Coding region: 1-690 (229 amino acids)
Molecular function (GO): acyltransferase activity, transferring groups other than amino-acyl groups
Source: RefSeq, a predicted model, not a curated record